AUGCCGAAAAUUCCUUGCAAUUCAGCUAUCGCUUUUGCAGAUUUAAUCAUACCAACCUCAUAUAUUAAUUGGUCUCCAUUUUCAAAGAAGAAUAAAUUGACGUUUGAAACAAAGGAUGAAUCAACUCUUGAUGUUGAUUACAAAAAUUUGUCGCCCCAACAAAUUGAUUUAGUUCUUGGUUUAAAGAAUAAAUUAAGAGAAAUAGAGCAAUUGAAACAACAAACAAGAAAUAUUGAAAACAACAAAAUCCAACUUCAUUUAAAAACAAUAGAGUUAAAGAAUUCUUUUGUUCAAAUCGUAGAUUUUUCAAUACAAACAUUACAAACUAAAAAAUUAAACAAUUCAGUUCUUAGGCUUUUUAACAAAGUUUUAAUUGAAAUUCAAAAUGAUUAUAUUGCAAAAACUUGGAAUACUGAUUAUAAAUCAGAUACCAAUAAGCCGAUCCGAUUCAAAGAAAGUAUUGACUACUUGGAUAACUGCUUUACGAUAAGACAAUUGAUUUCCCUUUUGGAUUUAUUGAAUUUUAAUCUAAAUAAAGAGUUGAUGAUUUCUAAAGAAAACAAAAAUUUCAAAUUAUUUCCCCAAUUAUAUUCCUUAAUUCAAAAAAAUAUUGAUUUCCAAAAAGUUGUAUGCAAGAGAAUUGAGUCUCUGGUUAAUUAUAAGUCAUAUGAAAUAGAUGAAAUAAAUCUGAUUGAAACAGUUGUCAAAUGUUUUAGUUUUUUCUUUAAAUACUUGAAUUUUAUCCCUAAUAAUCAAGAAAAUUCGCUUAAAGCUCUAGAAUUCGUAUUGCAAAAGUUCUCCAAAUCAAGCUUAAUUGCAGAUGACAACGAUUUAAAUUACUUUAAACAGUUGCUACUAUUUGAAAUAACUGAAAAUUUGUUUAAUUUUAAAGUUCAAUCUCACAAUUUAGAUUUAUUAUUAAAUUUGUCUGAAGUUUCAAAUUUAAUUCAGUCAAACAACAUUAUAUAUAUUAAUUCAAAUUUAAUUUUAAAGAUUUUUAAUUCAUUGAAAAAUGAUCAACUUGAAAAAAAAUUUGUCGAUUCAUAUUUAAAAAUGUUCAACUUAUUCAUUAUUCUUAAUAACUAUGAAAAGCUUCAUGUCAAUAAAACUCAAGACAGUGGAACAAACAUUUAUAAUAAUGGUAAUUCCAUUGAUUUUGAUUAUGCCCUUUUAAAUUAUAGCAACAAAGAAUUAUUGAGGUUCAUUACAUUUUUUAUGAGCAAUGAGCAAAUAUCUGAUGAUCUACAAAUAAUUUUAAAAAUCUUGCAAAUCUGUGAAGAUGAAAAUCUAAAUGAAGAGACAAAAUUGAUUUUCAAUACGAACUUAAUUCCAAGGUAUUUCCCAAAUGCUAAAUUUGACAAGGAACAUUUGUAUCUAAUACACAAUGAAGAAUUUUUAAAAUUGGUGAUAUGGAAUUCAAUUAAAUUUAAAGAAUUGGAAAGCUUGGGUAUCAACUUGAUAGAUCACAUUGAUAGCACAAUAAAAAGGGACAAAAUGGGUAAAUCAUUAUCUGAUAUUGUAUUGUCAUGGGAGCUAAACCGAUUGACAGAUUUUGAACCAGGAUUUUUAACAAGAAAUGAUAGAUUUUUAAAUAAAAUUGAAGAGGUUUCAAGUUAUAAGCUAGUGGAGACUGAAAAGGAGAAGGAAGUUGAGAAUUACAAUAGUCUUGAGGUUGAUUACCAUUCUCUUCACAGGAGCCUGUGUUAUUUAGAUGUUAACACGUUAAACCACUUACUAGAAACUUUAGUUAUAAAAAAUCUGCAUUCGGAUUCUGUGAAUGAGUUGAUUCAGCAUUUUAAGAAAACAUAUCUGAUUGAAGAAAAUAUAAGGACAUAUUAUCUUUUAAUUGAAACAUUAUUAAAUGAAAUUAGAAGUGGUAAGAGUAAAGAAGAAAAUUUAAGAAAGCUAACAGAUGCCCAAGAUAUAUUUAUUAACAGUAUUAAAAGUGGAAUGGAUUGGGUAGAUUCUAACAAUACUAAAUUCAAAAAAGUCAUUCCCAAAAUCUUUGAGAAAACCUUUUCAACAGAAAUCAUUGUUGAUGAAGAGGAUUUGAAAGAGCAGUAUAAAUUUUUGAAAAAAUUUGAAAAAUCAGUUAAUACUAUUGAUAAGAUUAGUUUAAACAGUGUAUUGAAAGCAUUUUUAAAAUUUGAUUGUGUUGGAAAUGUAAUACAGUUUUUGUCUGAUCAGUUGGAAAUAGAUAAGGAAAAUAGUAAAACAAAUUAUUAUUACAGAUUGUCGUUAAAUAAUAAACUAAAUUAUGAUAUUUAUUACACAUUGAUUUGUUAUUUCAUUGAAUACAAGGGAAAUGGAGAAGACGAGAUUUGUUGGGCGGUUUAUGGGUUGUUACAAGAAUAUUUUCAGUUUCCAUUUGAAGAUUAUGGAGCAGUUUUGAAGAAAUUGAUGUACAUCAAUAAUCCCAGGGGAGCACUAUUGGUGUUUCAGCAAAUGAAAAGAUAUAAUAGGUUAUAUGGAACACCCGAGCCAGAUACAGAGCAUUAUAAAUUUUUAAUAUCAAGUUGUGGAAAGUUAUUAUUUGAAGAAGGGAUAUUACAAUUGCAUGCCAUGUAUAAAAUGGAUUUAAAAAUAGAAAACGAUAUUGGGAUUUUGAAUUCAUUUUUAGAAGCAUAUGGAAAUAUUGUUGAACCAAUAAAGGUGCGAGAUAUAUUUGAAAGUAUGUUAGUUACACCCAGAGGCCACAAAAAUUUUAUUAACCAUCAAACAAUUAAUUAUACUUUGAGAGCAUUUUCGACAUUUGCAAUCGAGGAUGUUUAUAUUCUCUGGCAUAAUUUAUCAGAUUACGAAAUUGAGCCAGAUUUGAGUAAUUAUUUGCAGUUUAUUAAGUGCAAUAAUUAUCGAAGAGAAUAUAUUAACUUGAUUCCAAUAUUCGAAGAGAUGGAAAGAAGCGGAAUAGCAGUCAAUAAAGAUGUUUUAAAAAUUACAUACAAUGGAAUAGCAGGAGUUGCUAAUAAGAAAGUGUUCAAGGAAUCAUUGAAGACUGAGCAUUUGGAAAUAUUGAAUGAGUUAGAAAGUGAGGGGCAGUUGAUUCAUGAUAAUAUUGAUCCACCAUAUUUGCUUGAUGAUUUAGAGAUAAAGCAGGAACCACUAAAAGUUUCAAGCAAAGAAGUUGUACAUAAAAACUUUAUUGAAUGA
Messenger RNA from Ascoidea rubescens DSM 1968, 3150 nucleotides. RefSeq lists its product as uncharacterized. Lineage: Eukaryota; Fungi; Ascomycota; Saccharomycetes; Ascoideales; Ascoideaceae. Gene Ontology annotation, molecular function: protein binding. The record is from RefSeq and is a predicted model, not a curated record. The transcript has 2 exons. The coding region runs from base 1 to 3150 and encodes 1049 amino acids.